UGUUCACAUUCAGUGCAUAAGCAUAAGGUUGUAAGAAAAAAGAUCCAAACAACUCAGAAUUUAAAAAGUUGUCGAGAUUUUGAGUGUGCAUACCGAUUCCUAGAAGACAAGAUGAUGGAACAAGUUCAUCUAGCUGGGGAGGAUGAGGAUGAAUUGUACUCUGGCUACAAUGAUUACAAUCCGCUCUUCGAUACCGAGAAUCUGCAACAAGAUGAAGGCUUUCAGAAUGCAGUCAAGACGAGCCAUGGACGUCGUCCACCUAUGACAGCAACACGUCAGUUUGCAAUACAGCGAGGGCAGAUGGGAACAACUGCUGGAGCUCGCUUGAAGACAGGUUUAGUAUCCUCCAUGGGAGCCCGUCCUGUCACAGGCAUUGCUGCUGCAGAUGGUAGUGUCGCUAGACCCAUGACAGCAGUCAAAGCAGCUGGCUACUCCUCUACGGGGCGUGGUCAGCAGUUUGAUCCUAUGAACCAAGCGUCUAAAGGUCCCGCCCCACCGCUGGAAACAAAGAAUGAAGACACCCCUGAAGAAAAAAUCAAGAACUUGGAGAAGAAGGUGAACGGUUUGAUUGAGGAGAGUUGCCUGGCCAACAGCAGAGGAGAGUUUAGCUUGGCUCUGGAGAAGGCUAAAGAGGCUGGAAGAAAGGAGCGAAUGCUUGGCAGACAGAGAGAUGAAUUGUUUAACGGGGAACAAGUCAAUCUGGACCAGACGUACUCAGUGCUGUUCAAUGUGGCCAAUCAGUACGAAGCCAACGAAAUGUACCAAGAAGCUCUCAACACCUACCAAGUCAUUGUCAAGAACAAGAUGUUCUCCCAUGCCGGACGGCUCCGUGUCAACAUUGGCAACAUAUACUUUAAGCAGAGGAAUUUCCCCAAAGCAGUCAAGUAUUACAGGAUGGCGUUGGAUCAGGUGCCUAACACUCACAAGGAGAUGAGAAUCAAGAUCAUGAAGAACAUCGGCAUCGUGUUUGUCAAGAUGGGCCAGUACAGCGACGCUAUCACAUCCUUUGAACACAUCAUGUCGGAGAAACCAGAUUACGAGACCGCCUUCAAUCUGUUACUGUGCUACUACGCUACAGGAGACCGGGAUAAGAUGAAAAAGACAUUCCAACAACUUCUAGGCGUCGAUCUGAAUCUGGACGAUGAGGAUAAAUAUCUGCCGCAUCCGGAUGACAAGCAUGCAAAUCUUGUCCUAGAGGUCAUCAAGAACGAUGCAUUAAGAGAGAAAGAAAAAGAAGCUAAGGAAGGCAUGGAGCGUUGUCUGAUGGCUGCAGCCAAGUUGAUUGCACCAGCCAUAGAGCAAAGCUUCUCAGCUGGAUAUGACUGGUGUGUUGAUUGCGUCAAGCAGUCAGCUUUCACUGAUCUGGCUAAUGACUUGGAGAUCAACAAAGCCAUCAUGUAUCUCAAACAGAAGGAAUUCAGUCAGGCUGUGGAGGUCCUCAAGACAUUUGAGAAGAAAGAUUCCAAGUGCGCCUCGGUGGCUGCCACCAAUCUCUCCUUCAUUUACUUCUUACAGUCAGAGUACCAGCUGGCUGAGAAAUACGCUGAGGUUGCUAUGACGGCAGAUAGAUACAACCCUGCAGCGCUAGUCAACAAGGGCAACUGUCUGUUCGUACAAGGAGAGUUGGAGAAAUGUCGUGAUUACUACCAAGAAGCACUGAGGACUGAGGCAUCCUGUACCGAAGCACUCUACAACCUGGGGCUUGUGAACAAGAAACUAGGUCACCUUGAGGCCUCCUUAGACUGCUUCUUGAAACUCCAUGCCAUCCUCAGGAAUAAUGCUGAAGUCUUGUUCCAGAUAGCCAGCCUCUAUGACAUGCUAGAAGACACCCCUCAAGCAACAGAAUGGUUCACUCAGUUGAUAAGCAUUGUACCUACAGACCCAGCCAUCCUCUCUAGGCUAGGUGAACUGUUUGACAACGAGGGCGACAAAUCACAAGCAUACCAGUAUCACUAUGAGUCAUUCCGGUACUUCCCUUCCAACAUCGAAAUCAUUGAGUGGCUUGGAGCGUACUUCAUCGAUUCCCAGUUUGUGGAGAAAGCAAUUCACUACUUUGAGAGAGCUGCAGUGAUUCAACCAAACCAGGUCAAAUGGCAGUUGAUGAUUGCUAGCUGUCACAGACGGAGUGGCAACUACCAGCAAGCCUUGGAGACGUACAAACGCAUCCACAAGAAAUUCCCAGACAAUAUAGAAUGUUUGAAGUUUCUGGUCCGUCUGUGCUCUGAUCUGGGUCUGAAGGAAGCUCAAGAGUACGCUACUAAACUGAAGAAGGCAGAGAAGGCCAAGGAGUUAAGAGAACAGCGUGCAAGUAGUGGCACUCGUCGCACUGGGAGUGGGCGUAGUGCACGCGGUGGUAGUGCCGGGGGUAGCGCUCAUGGCAUUCGUGGUGGCAGUGCAGGCUCAGACAGGCUGGAUAGUCCCAGCGGUGUGGGUUUUGGAGCGGAUACCCUGGAUGUAGACAGCGGGGAUUCAGGCCAUGGGAGUCGUCAGAGUAGCGCCCGGUCUGGUAGCGCACGACGCAGUGGCAAGACCCGUGCCUCACUACCAGAAGCUAACGGACCAUAUGAGGUGGAAUCACAGAAUGUUGAUGCAUCUUACGUUGACCCCCUGGGCCCGAGCACUGAACGACCCAAGACGGCGGCCCGCAGACGAGAUCAGACAGAAGAUGAGUUUGGUGAUGAGGAGUUGGGAGAUGACUUACUACCAGAGUAAUCAUAUCAAAUCAAGCACCGAGCACCCCAAGAUGGCGGCCCGCAUACGAGAUCAGACAGAAGAUGAGGUUGGUGAUGAUGAGGUUGGAGAUUACAUGCUGCCAGAGUAAUCAGACAAACAUGAAGGCAUAUAGGAUCCUUUGAAUGUAUCCCCAAAGUAAACUACCAAAUUAUUAUCUAAUGGAUGGUUGCUUGUAUAUCACUUGGAUUGAAGAUCGUACUAGUUCUUUACACCACAUGAAAUUAUUCUGUCUGGCUUGCUGUUAUUUAGGAGAAGUCAAGAAAUGUAGGUGAUUUCCAUUCAACAAUCAGUUUUUGAGAAAAAGUUGCCGAGGCACUUUUUGAAUCACUCUCGAAAUCAGCAUCUGGGACUUGUUCUUUUUCAGCAGAUUGCAGCUUCAUGAGUCGUGCACUGUACUGAUGAAUUAUAACAACAGCACACGUGUGCACCCUUUCAACUCUUGCACAUACAUGUACCCCUUGCCAAAUAAAACACGAAUAUACGGAAAUUUAAAAAAAAAUGCAUCAUUGGAAAUGGCCUUCUUUUCUGUUUUUGGGGUUUUUCAAAAUGACAGCAUGCCAGAAAUAUAACUUUCUGAGGGAAUUUAGUGUCAAUACUGUCUUUAAACCAAGUAAGCUUUUCAACAAUAUUUUGUCAGUUACUUUUUGGAUAGCUGCAAAUGAUGUUCUCUACCUCUAUAGUGAAAUUUUAAUAGACUGCCAACAUUGGGCUGACUAACAGUGUUUCGCAAGUUCAAACCCACAUUCUGGCAAAUUCUUUGUUCUUAUAAUAACAUACCAUCAUGGAAACAUGAAAGCUCUGCACCCGAAUGUAUCAGAUCUGUUGCUGAACAAACAGAAGUUUGUACAUGACAGUCAUUUAUGGCCCAUUUCUACCUUUUUUGCAGGUAGACUUCAUUAACAGGAUUGUAAGCCAUCUGAUCUUCGACUUGAUUUGCACAAUUGUACAUUUUGAAAUGAUUAAAAGUACAUUUUAAUGUAAAAGAUUUCCUGUACAAGAGAAAAAGAAGGCAUCAUUUUAUUCUGAGAGUAAAAAAGUAAACACAUUUUCUUGAACAUGAACACGAAUUGCAAGUUGUGAAAAAUAAAUGUAUUUGUUGUGUGUGAAGAUUAA
Molecule: messenger RNA, 3846 nt
Organism: Patiria miniata (bat star)
Lineage: Eukaryota; Metazoa; Echinodermata; Asteroidea; Valvatida; Asterinidae
Gene: ift88
Product: intraflagellar transport protein 88 homolog
Exons: 24
Coding region: 112-2712 (866 amino acids)
Biological process (GO): non-motile cilium assembly; intraciliary transport
Cellular component (GO): non-motile cilium; ciliary basal body; ciliary base
Molecular function (GO): kinesin binding
Source: RefSeq, a predicted model, not a curated record